AUUUUAUGGCUCGACAACAACGACACUGGCGACAAGUUCGUUUUCUCUGAGGUAAAAAAUAAAAGACUUAUCUCUAUUAGAAAGCCUAAUGCUUGUGUUUGUGUUCACUCGUUUAUAGCUUUUCCGACUGCCUCAAGCUGAUACUAAACUUAAAGGAAAACUGUUCAUUACAAGAUAUCAAAUAAAUUUUCUCUCUCUGAUAUUCUUGAUGGAACUAUGUAGCUCCAAAUGCAAUGUCAGUGGCUGUUUUUGCAAACUUGAGGUCGAACCCAAACCUGUAAGCACGUAGAUUGCAAAAUCUGUUAAAAACGACCAAAAAAUAUGAUGCCCUUCUUGUCAGGUAAAAUGGGCUAAGUCACGCAAUUCGAAGUAAUGUAACAAUCACGAGCAGAUAGGAACUCACCGUACACCAUUAUAGACCGCGUGCAUAUUGACGAGAUCAUUACUGAUGCUUCCGGUUUGAGAUCUCACAAGUUCCCUCAAGAGGAAGCGGAUAGAAUUGAACGACUGUUGAAAGGUGGCGUUAACAGUGAUAUCAACUCUGACGACGAACUCGUCGAAAAUGAAGAGGUAUCCGAAGAGGAUUCUACUAAUGAACCCCCUACACGUGCGUUUGUCAGCACCAGGUCGGGGAAUUCAGCAACUCGCUUAGAGCUGUUUUGA
Molecule: messenger RNA, 663 nt
Organism: Pocillopora meandrina
Lineage: Eukaryota; Metazoa; Cnidaria; Anthozoa; Scleractinia; Pocilloporidae
Source: the annotation of a GenBank genome assembly